This is a messenger RNA of Nycticebus coucang (slow loris), 2502 nucleotides long. RefSeq names its product 2-oxoglutarate and iron dependent oxygenase domain containing 1 (gene OGFOD1). The record is from RefSeq and is a predicted model, not a curated record. Gene Ontology annotation, cellular component: cytoplasm. NCBI's taxonomy places the organism in Eukaryota, Metazoa, Chordata, Mammalia, Primates, Lorisidae. Gene Ontology annotation, biological process: peptidyl-proline hydroxylation; regulation of translational termination. Gene Ontology annotation, molecular function: L-ascorbic acid binding; peptidyl-proline dioxygenase activity; iron ion binding. Bases 826 to 2283 code for a protein of 485 amino acids. The transcript has 13 exons.
GGCUCUUCGAGGACUUUGGCCACCUGUGACGCUCUGGCGCGGCUUCUGCUCCCUUUCAUUUCAAAUUCAGGUUGAGUUAGAAACCUGAGAAGGGGAAGAACAUAGGCCGAAGAGUUUCGGGAAGUGGAGGGCAUAGGAGUGGAUAGGUGAAUUCACGAGUCAGAGAUUAGUGAGUUAGAAUCCUCUCCACUGAUUUUGUGUUGUUGGGCAAUAGUUUAAUUUCUUUAAACUUCAGUUCCUUCUUACAUAAAAUGGGAUAGUCAACAGUAUUUAAUUUUUAUGUAGGAAGGAUGUUGAAUGGGAUUAAUAAGCUAAUGUCUGUUGGCAUCAAUAAAUGUUUCCCUAAGUAAGGACCAUAAACCUUUGGACAAAUACAGUAAAACCUCUGUAAUUUGAAUAGGCAAGGAACUAUAGCAAACUGGUCGAUGUACGGAGGUGGUCAACCUAAGCCUGUUUUGCUGAUACAUACACAUGGUACAUGUCCAGUUUGUGAAAAUUAGGUCAACUUAAGGAGCUGGUCAACUACGGAGGUUCUACUGUACCUAUAAGGGUAAUGCUUGGUUGUCCCAUGAUAGUCUAGCCCAGAGCAUUUGUUGUGAGCUGCCAAGGAACAGGCUCCUAAGUUUACAUUUUUUACAUACCUGUAGUGUGACUAAAUGACUUAUGAAAAUAAACGUCUCUCGACCAAGGGAAGAAACCUGCCAUGGAACAAUUUCAACUUCAGCUUCAAAUAUCACAUUAUAGGAUUAUGGGUCAUACAUUCCUUUCUAACAUUUGCCCAGAGUUUUUUUUAGUUGUGACGUGUUUUGAAGAGAAGCCAUUGUCAUGGAAAUGGACCCCUUUCUUCACUGUGUGAUCCCAAACUUCAUUCAAAGCCAAGACUUCUUGGAAGAACUUCGGAAGGAACUUUUGAACUUGGACUUCCACGAAAAAUAUAAUGAUUUAUAUAAGUUCCAACAGUCUGAUGAUUUGAAGAAGAGAAGAGAGCCUCACAUCUCUGCUUUAAGGAAAGUUCUGUUUGAAGAUUUCCGGGCCUGGCUUUCUGACAUUUCUAAAAUUGACCUGGAAUCAACUAUUGACAUGUCCUGUGCUAAAUAUGAAUUCACUGAUGCCCUACUCUGCCAUGACGAUGAGCUGGAAGGGCGCCGGAUUGCCUUCAUUUUGUACCUGGUUCCUUCCUGGGAUAAGAGUUUUGGGGGCACCCUGGACCUCUACAAUAUUGAUGAACACUUUCAGCCGAAGCACAUCGUCAAGUCUCUUAUCCCUUCAUGGAACAAACUGGUCUUCUUUGAAGUGUCUCCAGUAUCGUUUCACCAGGUGUCUGAAGUCCUGUCUGAAGAAAACUCACGUUUGUCUAUAAGUGGCUGGUUUCAUGGUCCUUCACUGACCAGGCCUCCCAACUACAUUGAACCCCUUGUACUUGGGAGCCCUCACAUCCCGCAAGAUCAUGAAAUUUUAUAUGAUUGGAUCAACCCUACUUAUCUGGACAUGAACUAUCAAGGUCAAAUUCAAGAAGAGUUUGAAGAAAGUUCUGAAAUUCUCCUCAAGGAGUUUCUUAAGCCUGAGAAAUUUGCAAAGGUCUGUGAGGCCCUGGAGAAAGGAGAUGUGGAAUGGAGCAGCCGGGGUCCCCCUAAUAAAAGGUUUUAUGAGAAAGCUGAAGAGAGUAAGCUUCCCAAUGUACUGAGAGACUGCAUGGAGUUAUUCCGCUCCGAGGCACUGUUCUUGCUGCUCUCCAACUUCACAGGGCUGAAGCUUCACUUCUUGGCCCCUUCAGAAGAUGAGACUGAUGACAAAAAAGAGGAAGAAGCAGCCUCUGCUGCUGAUUAUACUGAAGAAGGGACUAGCCAUAGCUCCUCUGAGCCAGAGAAUAAGCAGGCAGCCAUUAGCAACAAGAGCCAACAGACAGGCCCAGAGCCAGAGGAAAAUGAAACAAAGAAAGAAUUAAGUGUUCCCACAUGCCAAGGAGAAUUGAGACAUUGGAAGACGGGUCACUACACUUUAAUCCAUGACAAUAGCAAGGCUGAAUUUGCCCUGGACUUAAUUCUGUACUGUGGAUGUGAAGGCUGGGAGCCAGAGUACGGUGGCUUUACUUCCUACAUUGCUAAAGGUGAAGAUGAAGAGCUGCUAACAGUGAAUCCAGAAAACAAUUCUUUGGCAUUGGUCUACAGAGAUAGAGAGACUCUGAAAUUUGUCAAGCAUAUUAACCACCGAAGUCUAGAACAAAAGAAAACCUUCCCAAACAGAACAGGUUUUUGGGACUUUUCAUUCGUCUAUUAUGAAUGAUAGGACUGGGCAAAGCUGAACAAAAACAUGAUCCUUCAUUAAUACUGGGAAAUCUGGAAGAGCUGGGCACAGAGUGAGGUAAAGCUGUAUCAUAUAUUGUCUACGUUGUUCUUAAAACUGGUUGCCCUUUAAUGGGACUCUGAUUGUCUUCAACCUAGACCUUGAGCUUGGAGCUAUAUACUUAUUUCUUCAUUAAAAAAAAAAAUUUUUUUUAACUUU